AUGUCAGGAAAGUCAGUGCUGAGCGCCGUUUGUGCCGGCAAUGGGGCAUUCCAAGCCGCAGCGCGGAGGGUAGCCGGCCAGCAACAGCGGAGCUUCACAUCUACACCCCUAAGAAAUGCAAGCAUCACACAUUUUACGCCUGCAUCAUCGCCGGAACUUGACCGUCUCCUCAGCGACAUCCGCUCCAACAUCAUUCUGCCCUCAUACCUCCCCGAGGAGCAGCGCAAAAAGAUCUACUCAACAAAAUGGCAGAAGAGGCUGAAAGCCGACCCCAUCGUCAUCGAUAUCGACGGCGAGAUCAUUAAGUUCCGCUACAAAAACCCACUAACCGACCUACCCAACACGCGAAAGAGCGUAAUGACCGCCAUCACGAAGUUCAAGACCGCUGCCGACUUCGCGAACCUGAAACCUUUACUAGAGGGUAUUUACUACACCGGCCGCAAGCUCCAACAUGGCAACUACGCUAAGAUCCUGCGAGUGACCUGUGCUAAGGGCCAUGUCUAUGACAUGAUUGACUGCGCUCGCAGUGUUCGUCGAACGGGAUACAAAAUCGACAGCAGCGAGAAAGUCAACGAGCUUCUACACUAUGUACAAUUGAAAGCUCGCGAUGCCGAAUGGGACGAGGCCGAGACAAGACAAGCCCUACGCUGGGCCGACAUGGUCGUCGAGAUGCUCUACGAUGAGGCGCAUCAGCCCAAGCAUCCCAAAGACCAACCUUCCCUACCUGGGGAGAUACCGCUAAACCGCGACCCCAUGGUCCUAGCGGCGCAGCUACAUCUGGCCGCCGUGCUUGCCUCGCGAUACGAGGUCGGCGAGGAAAUUCUAGACAAGGUUCAUAAACUCGCGCAAGACAUUGUAUUGUUAUGGCCUGAGGGCAAGAAAUUAAAGGAGUUACAGCCCGCCGAGCUUUACCAGUACGGAGGAAGGUACGCCUAUCUGGUCUAUGCCGACAAGUUCGUCUCCCUUGCCACCCCUUUAUUACACGGCCUCGAGACGGCGGCGAAGGUUGUUAAGCCUGAGCUUGCCAGUCAGCUGCAGGCGCGGUGUGAUACGUUGAGGGCGGAGAUCGAUGAGGCACGAGGUAGAGUGCCCCCAUAUGCUACGAGGCAUGCGGAUGUGUACAAGAGGUUCUACGAUGCGUAA
This is a messenger RNA of Xylaria bambusicola, 1143 nucleotides long. RefSeq lists its product as uncharacterized. The transcript has 2 exons. Bases 1 to 1143 code for a protein of 380 amino acids. The record is from RefSeq and is a predicted model, not a curated record. Lineage: Eukaryota; Fungi; Ascomycota; Sordariomycetes; Xylariales; Xylariaceae.